GAAAAUGGCGGUGCCCCGUCGAUCCUCACAGCACCAACAAAGCAGCCUGCAGCCGUCUCCGCGGAACGCCGUUAUCGCAUCCCCCCCACCGGAAUUGCCGUCCGCGAUUAUUCCCGAAUCGACGACUUUAUUGAGCCCCUCGGCCACUGGCGCAGCGGAAUGCGGCGGAGCCACGAUGGAGUCCGCAGCGGCCUCCUCCGCCUCUUCCCCAGACCGGCCCGCCCCAGCAACAGCAGCGGCCGCGCUCGGCAGCUCCAGCUGCAGCAGCAUUAGCUCCAGCGCGACCGCAGGCAGCCAGAGCCCCGGCUCAGGGGCGGCCAGUCCCGGGGACGGAGUGUGCGGGGCCGGCGGGGCGUUCAGAGAGCUGUUCGAGGCCUGUCGGAACGGAGAUGUGUCUCGGGUGAAGAGGCUGGUGGACUCGGUGAAUGUGAACGCCAAAGACAUGGCCGGACGAAAAUCAACCCCUCUGCAUUUCGCUGCAGGCUUUGGCAGAAGGGACGUGGUGGAGCAUCUCCUGCAGACCGGAGCAAACGUGCAUUCCCGCGACGACGGCGGUCUGAUCCCGCUCCAUAACGCCUGCUCGUUCGGGCACGCGGAGGUGGUCAGCCUGCUGCUGUGUAGCGGUGCAGACCCCAACGCACGUGACAACUGGAACUACACACCUCUGCACGAGGCCGCCAUCAAGGGCAAAAUAGACGUGUGCAUUGUGUUGCUCCAGCACGGCGCUGAUCCGAACAUCAGAAACACUGACGGCAAAUCAGCUCUGGACCUGGCAGACCCUUCUGCUAAGACCGUCCUCACCGGUGAAUAUAAGAAGGAUGAACUGUUGGAGGCAGCGAGGAGCGGAAAUGAGGAAAAGUUGAUGGCACUUUUGACCCCACUUAACGUCAACUGUCACGCCAGCGAUGGGCGCAAGUCAACAUCUCAAAAAAUGCUGUCCACUCCUCUUCACCUGGCCGCUGGGUAUAAUCGAGUGCGUAUAGUGCAGCUGCUGCUGCAGUACGGUGCUGAUGUCCAUGCCAAAGACAAAGGUGGUCUAGUUCCUCUGCAUAAUGCAUGCUCUUAUGGUCACUAUGAGGUCACAGAGCUCCUGCUGAAGCACGGGGCGUGCGUUAACGCUAUGGACCUGUGGCAGUUCACGCCGCGCUGCAUGGAACUAAUUCAUUAUGAGCUCUUCCUGAAUUCUGUGAACGCUGUGGACACACUGGGACAGACAGCCCUGCACAGGGCGGCCCUCGCCGGUCACAUCCAGACUUGCAGACAAUUGCUGAGUUACGGAGCCGACCCGUCAAUCGUUUCACUGCAGGGCUUCACUGCGUCACAGAUGGGCAAUGAAGCCGUACAGCAAAUACUCAAUGAGAACAUUCCUCCUCGUAAUUCGGAUGUGGAUUACCGCUUCCUCGAGGCUGCUAAAGCCGGAGACCUUGAUACAGUGAAGCAACUGUGCUCCCCUCAAAAUGUGAACUGCCGUGACCUGGAGGGCCGCCACUCCACCCCGCUGCAUUUUGCUGCAGGCUACAACCGUGUGGCUGUGGUGGAAUACCUGUUGCAUCAUGGGGCCGACGUGCACGCUAAAGAUAAAGGUGGUCUGGUUCCUUUGCACAACGCGUGUUCGUACGGUCACUACGAGGUGGCAGAGUUACUGGUGAGACAUGGAGCGUCUGUGAACGUGGCGGACCUUUGGAAGUUCACACCACUACAUGAAGCUGCAGCCAAGGGCAAAUAUGAGAUCUGCAAACUGCUGCUCAAGCACGGCGCAGACCCGUCUAAGAAGAACCGUGAUGGCAAUACGGCUCUGGACAUGGUGAAGGACGGAGACACAGACAUCCAGGACCUUCUGCGUGGAGACGCCGCCCUGCUGGAUGCCGCUAAGAAGGGCUGUUUGGCCCGUGUGCAGAAACUCUGCAGCCCUGAGAAUAUCAACUGCAGAGACACACAGGGCAGGAACUCCACACCACUGCACCUAGCAGCUGGUUACAAUAACCUGGAGGUGGCCGAGUAUCUCCUGGAGCAUGGAGCAGAUGUGAACGCUCAGGAUAAAGGAGGACUAAUCCCUCUGCAUAACGCUGCUUCAUAUGGGCAUGUGGAUAUCGCUUCAGACUACACUGAUUCUGUCUUGGAUAUGAACAUCUCACAAUUCCUGAAGAGUCUGGGGCUUGAACAUUUGAGGGACAUCUUCGAGAGCGAACAGAUCACUCUGGACGUGUUGGCCGAUAUGGGUCACGAGGAACUCAAGGAGAUCGGCAUCAAUGCUUACGGACACCGUCAUAAACUCAUCAAAGGCAUCGAGAGGCUGCUAGGAGGACAGCAGGGUGCCAACCCAUACCUGACGUUCCACUGCACCAAUCAGGGCACAGUUUUGAUCGACCUGGCCGUGGAUGAUAAAGAGUUUCAGUCUGUUGAGGAAGAGAUGCAAAGCACAAUUCGGGAGCACAGGGACGGAGGAAAUGCAGGUGGCGUUUUCAAUCGAUACAAUGUCAUCAAGAUCCAGAAGGUGGUGAAUAAGAAACUGAGAGAGCGAUACACACACAGGCAGAAAGAGAUCGCAGACGAGAAUCACAACCACCACAAUGAACGAAUGCUGUUUCAUGGAUGUAUUAGUGUGUUAAUGUGUGGUGGUGGUGUUGUUUUCCAGGCCUACCCAGAGUAUCUCAUCACUUAUCAGAUAGAAAAGCCGGACAGCACGCCUCAGUCCUCCACAGGAGCAGAGCAGAAAUCAUAGUCAGACACUGCGUUUCUACACUCACUCACUCAUCACUCGCUCGCUCACUCACUCACUCAUUCUUUCUUUCUCACUCUCGUUGCACAAUGGAAAUGUGAACUUUCCCAUGUACCCACGUCUUGGAAUUCCCAUGUAUGAAUUAUGGAUUUGCACUUUUAAAAACAAGUUACUUAAGUUAUUUGAAAAUAGUUGCAAUUGUGAAGUCUAAUGUACAGGUAGUAUAAAGAAAACAUGUAAAACUGACUGUGUUUAACGAUGCUAUUUGAGUUGUAUUUUAAUGGAACUUUUUUUUUUUGAGUCUGUUAAUGUCUUU
This is a messenger RNA of Sinocyclocheilus rhinocerous, 3035 nucleotides long. Its product is annotated as tankyrase-1-like. The coding region runs from base 5 to 2722 and encodes 905 amino acids. Gene Ontology annotation, biological process: innate immune response. Gene Ontology annotation, molecular function: protein binding; NAD+ poly-ADP-ribosyltransferase activity. Lineage: Eukaryota; Metazoa; Chordata; Actinopteri; Cypriniformes; Cyprinidae. The transcript is spliced from 23 exons. The record is from RefSeq and is a predicted model, not a curated record. Gene Ontology annotation, cellular component: cytoplasm.